AUGCUGUCCUGCUGCCCGGCUGUCCUGCUGCUCAGCAUCCUCGAGUUUUGGGCCCGCCGUCAUGUCCUCCUCAUUAUAGCCUAUGACUGUGACGGCAUCAUGUCCUGCUCUGCAUUCCUUUGUUCAAACAGAUCAAUCAGAUCACGCCAGUCACCUCAGAUCACGCUCGACCUCGCCACCCAGCCUCUCGUCUAUAAAAGGCCCUUCCUUUCCCUCUUCCCUCCAAAUUUUUCUUCUUCUCUUUUUCCCUCCGUUUUCCUCUCCCAACUUCUUCUUCUUCACCUUCUUCCACUCUGCACUCUCCCCUUUCUCUCUCUCUCUUUCUCUCUCUUCACACAAACAAGGAUGGGUCUAUGGUCUCUGAUAUGCACCCAACGGUGCAUAUCCCGAGUUCCUGUCAGUGGAUGGGUUGUUACGGCUGUCUUGGAGGUAGACAGUAUCACAACGCCGGAUCUGACACGUCUUGGUUCUCAAGAGCUUCCGAUUGUUGGUUCAACACCUGCUUUCGAGAUGAGCUUGAGAGGCUGCCUACGACCGCCUGUCUGA
Molecule: messenger RNA, 546 nt
Organism: Trichophyton verrucosum HKI 0517
Lineage: Eukaryota; Fungi; Ascomycota; Eurotiomycetes; Onygenales; Arthrodermataceae
Exons: 1
Coding region: 1-546 (181 amino acids)
Source: RefSeq, a predicted model, not a curated record